This is a messenger RNA of Aspergillus costaricaensis CBS 115574, 1447 nucleotides long. Its product is annotated as bZIP transcription factor. NCBI's taxonomy places the organism in Eukaryota, Fungi, Ascomycota, Eurotiomycetes, Eurotiales, Aspergillaceae. The transcript has 2 exons. The record is from RefSeq and is a predicted model, not a curated record. The coding region runs from base 353 to 1156 and encodes 267 amino acids. Gene Ontology annotation, molecular function: DNA-binding transcription activator activity, RNA polymerase II-specific; RNA polymerase II transcription regulatory region sequence-specific DNA binding. Gene Ontology annotation, biological process: regulation of transcription by RNA polymerase II. Gene Ontology annotation, cellular component: nucleus.
GAACAGAUAUCUUUGCUACAAGUCACCCAAUCUGCAUCCUGUGAAAUAUUCCUGCCAACCUGUAUUAUCUCCGAACCUUACUUUUCCACUCGCAGACACACUCACACACACCCCUUCCCCUCCUUUUUAUUUUUAUUUUCUUAGACACGCUGAUCUGGGGUUUGACAUCGGCUUGUCAAUUCUGUACCAUUCUGUUGUCAUCUAAACCACUUCUGGAUCCUGCCUGUCCGGGACGCAGCCACCAAGCAAUUUGGGAGGCCGGCGGUUACGAAAAAGAAAAAUACCCAAAAACGAACCUAAUUUAGAGGGCAAGGGCCGGAAUCCCUCUAAAUACCUCUCCUCCACUGCCAAUAUGUCAGAUGAGCACCUCGCUCGUCAGACAGCCUCGAGCUUCGAUAGGCUUGAAAACUUCAACUUUCUUCUCUCUCGACACGAUCCUAACUUGGCCAAGAGUCGUCACUAUUCCUUUGAUGCAGAUUCUGCCGGCCUGGCUGCCUUUUCGAAUCUGAACAUGGAUUACGAUCAGACUGAGGGGAUGGGCGGUCUCUCCGUCAGUUCGUAUGAUAGCAUUGAGGACGAACGCAGUCCGAUCGAUGUGCGCGGAUAUCCGUAUCAUGACCAAAUGCUGUCCUACUCAGCUCAUCCCAUCUAUCCACCUAUCUCAUAUGGUCCUCCCGAUGACCUGGGGCACGGUGCGGGUGCUAUGACACCCUCCGAUGUCUCCUCUUCCAUCUCACCUCCAAACGGCCAUAUCAACCACAGCAAGUACAGCACGCAGAUUCCUGGCGAUCACCUUGCUUCCGCCCUUGGCCAGGAGGAGGGCGUCCGCCGUGCUGCCGAAGAAGACCGGCGACGCCGCAAUACGGCUGCCAGCGCCCGGUUUCGCAUGAAGAAGAAACAGCGCGAACAGGCCCUCGAACGCACCGUGCGCGAAACCACCGAAAAGAACGCAACUCUCGAGGCGCGUGUAGCGCAGCUCGAAAUGGAGAACCGCUGGCUGAAGAACCUCUUGACCGAAAAGCACGAAGCCAGCUCGACUCGCAUGGCUCCUCCCCCAACUGACAGCACAGCCUUGGCCUCCCAAGGUACCAACGCUACUGGCCCCGGGCAAAAACAUAUUCAGCCAAAAAAGAAGGGCGUCGGGACCGACAACUGAAGUCAAAGAAAAGAAGUUGCCUCCUUGAUUCCUUUCUUUUUUUGAGCUUCUUUUUGCCUUGCUUCAUCGUCCUCAAUCAUUUCGAUAUUUACAUAGUACCUGCGUGGAUCUCCAUGGGUCUUCUUUUGUAUGGGCGUACUCACAGACUGAGUGGCCCGUCGCAUCUGUUUUCGUUUCCCUCUUUUAGGCUGGUUAUCCAUCCUAGGAUGGAGUCAGAUGACGAUGUAAUGACUUGUUUCCUAUGUUCUUCUAUCUCCUGUUUGUGUGCGCGAAGGUGAGGGUUUGUGGGUA